CGGUUCCCGUUUACUGGUGGAAGAGCGCAAAGCGCCUCGCAGCCUCCGGCCCGCAGCGGCAGGGCUCUGGGCGGCGCUCAGUCACAUGACCCGCUCUAGAAGGCUUUUGCUUCCUGGGUGGAAGGGCUCGACUCACGGAACUCUGAAGGUCCUGUGACUCCUAAUCCUAAUGCAAUGGAGUCGGAAGAAAAAGAGAUGCAUCUCCCGCAAAAUAGCCCUCCGGACAGACCCUCCUCUACAGAUUCGCGCGCUGUGCCCCCCGAAUCGAGCGUCCUGGAGGAUCUGACGCUCGUGGACAACGCGACCAUCCAGAAACUUGCGGAUGGCUUGAUUUCCCAUUAUCUACCCGACCUACAGCAUUCAAAGCAAACACUCCAGGAGUUAACACAAAAUCAAGUGAUACUGCUUGAAACCGUGGAACAAGAAAUCGCGAAAUUCAAAGAUUGCAAUACACUGCUUGACAUAAAUUCGCUGUUUACAGAGGCCAAGAUAUAUCAUAAUAAAUUGGUCAACAUACGAAAGGAAAUGUUGGUGCUUCAUGAAAGAACGACAAAGUUGAAGAAGAGGGCACUGAAGCUCCAACAGCAGAAACAGAGAGAAGCCCUGGAGAAGGAGCAGCAGCACGAGAAGGAGCUGGAAAGAGAGCGGCAGCUAACCGCCAAACCAGCCAAACGAACUUAAAUCACCCCGCGGUGACAAAAGCGUCUUUCCCUUUGUCCCUCAAAGAUUUCCUCAGAAGUGAAGCUCCCAAGCCUCCCAAAAAGGAUGAUUCAAGAUAAAACUAAUUUGGGGGGAAUGAUGCUACUGGUGCUUUAGUAUCUAUGACGACCUGCAAGCAAGCUUUUAAAAUAGAAGCCUGACAGACCAAAUUUAAUUUGCCUGCCAACAAGUAAGUUUAAUGGAAACUGAGAAUUACUUUGACCAGUAGCUGUCUUGGGGAAUGUGCCGGUACUUCUCUCGGACUGUCAUGGUGUGCCAGUGGGUUAGAAUGCUACGCCCCUGAUUGGGAAGUUGCCCGUUGAAAUCCCAUGAAUGGCAGUGAUGCCACCACGGGGCCCCUGGGCAAGGCCCUUAACCCUGUAUGUUCUGGGCACCGGCUGACCCUGCAUUCUCGGUUGUAUGUUGCAUCGUUUAAAAGCAUAUGCUAAAUAAGUACAUUAAAAUGUAAUUAACCCUGCGCUGGGUCUCUAACACCAUAUUUCCUGCUUGUGGUCCUUGGUUAGACUGCCACAGUGCAUGUUCCUUUACCUUCCCUGACAAAUGUGUGUGUUUGUGUGCAUAUAACCUAUGUAUAUCAUAUGAGGAAAUAUGAUUUUGCUUUUUGUUGAUCAUGAUAAACACUUUUGGAAAUUGUC
This is a messenger RNA of Brienomyrus brachyistius, 1355 nucleotides long. RefSeq names its product biogenesis of lysosomal organelles complex-1, subunit 6, pallidin (gene bloc1s6). Lineage: Eukaryota; Metazoa; Chordata; Actinopteri; Osteoglossiformes; Mormyridae. Gene Ontology annotation, biological process: intracellular transport. The record is from RefSeq and is a predicted model, not a curated record. The coding region runs from base 175 to 681 and encodes 168 amino acids. Gene Ontology annotation, cellular component: extrinsic component of membrane; BLOC-1 complex; transport vesicle. The transcript is spliced from 6 exons.